GAACGUUCGACGGAGAAGGGUUAUCUGAAGAAAUUCGUAAUCUUUCUUCAAAGAAAUCGGCGCUUUUUAAGCGCGGUAUCUCGAGAGUGUAACGUCAAGUAAUUGAACUCGAGGAAAAUGCACUUCUACCAGACUCGAAAUAUCUUAAGUAAUUGAUCAAAGGAUCGAUGGUCAACAAACCGUCAGCUGGAUUCUGAACGUUAGCUGCAAGAAUAUAAGUCAAGUUCCGUAUAAACAGGAUGAAACUUGGUCUGUCCAUUCUUUUAACGAUAUUGGCUUGCUGCCAGAUCGCGAAUGGCUUACGUAUACUCGGGAUAUUUCCCAAUAACGGGAAAAGUCAUUGGCUUACGGGAGAACGGCUGUUGAAGAGCUUAGCGGAACGUGGUCAUCAAGUGGACGCCAUCACGCAUUUCCCCCAGAAGAAACCAUUGCCAAAUUACAAUGAAAUCUCCAUGAAAGGUACCUUGGAAGAGGUGGUGAACAAUAUGAAUGCUUCUAUCCUCGAAAAACUGUCUUCGACCAGUGUGAAACAUAUAAUCGAUAUGGGCUCGAGAGUUUGUACUUUAUUGGGCCACGAGAAGUUUCAGAACCUGAUAAAUAAUCCACCCAAGGAUCCGCCGUACGAUUUAGUCAUCGUGGAGUUAUUCAUCGCGCCCUGCUUCCUCGGAUUUGGUCGUCACCUAAAGGUCCCCAUGAUUGGCGUGAUAGCAGCAAAUUUUCACGACUGGCUCUCAAACAGUGUGGGAUAUCCGCAUAAUCCAUCCUUCAUGCCAGCCCUAUUCGCUCCCUUCGGCCAACGAAUGACUUUUUACGAGAGGCUAGUGAAUACCUUCAUAACGAACACUAUCGCCGUACAAAUGACGUACUACAUGAACUUUCAACGUGAAUACGUGAAAAAAUACUUCAACAUCGACGUCCCGGCCUACGAACUUCACCGAGAUCUGUCAGCGGUUCUGGUGAACUCGCAUCACAGUUUACACGGAGUUAAACCGACGACACCAGGAGUGAUCGAGAUCGGUGGUUUACACGUCACCGAAGACUCGGAUCCACUUGCCCCGGAAGUGAAAAAAUGGCUGGACGAGAGCAAGCACGGUUGCGUAUAUGUCACGUUUGGGUCAAUGAUGAGGAUCGAAACGUUCCCCGAAUCCCUUCAGAAAACGUUCUACAAAGUUUUCGAAAAACUCGCCCCAGUUCGAGUGCUGAUGAAAAUCGCGAAGAAAGAGGAGCUCGUUCCAGGACUGCCGAAGAACGUUAUGACACAGUCCUGGUUUCCACAAGUGGCCGUCUUCAAGCACAAAAACACAAAGGCAUUCCUCACGCACGGCGGUCUACUGGGUGUCCAAGAAGCUAUAUACUUUGGAAUUCCUAUGAUCGGUAUUCCUCUGUUCGGUGAUCAGCCCACCAAUUUACAGAACGCUGCCAGUAAAAAUCUCGCCGUGUCUCUUGGAUCCCUUAACAAUGUCACGGAAGAAACGCUAACGUACGCGUUUGAUGUGAUCUUGAAGAACAAUACGUAUCGAGAUAACGUGAAGGAAGUUUCCCGACUCUUCAAGGAUAGACCGAUGAGCGCUGUGGACACGGCAGUUUACUGGGUGGAAUACGUUGCUAGAAAUGGAAACGUUCUACAAUCGCCCGCCAUUUAUCUUUCUUGGUGGCAACUACAUCUCUUUGACGUGUAUGGCUUUGUACUUGCCAGCAUCGCGGUAUUGCUCUACGUCGUGAUUCGCGUUCUUCGAUACCUGAAGGAACUGCUAUUCGGCUCAAAAUCCCGCUCGAAAAGGAAAAACAAAUCGCCGGAGUCGAAAAAGAAGAAUUGAGUUCUCUUAAUGCAUAAGUGCGUGCUGUGUGUGUGUGUGUGUGAUUAACAAUUAAUUUCAUUUUAUCGUUCGGUAUAAUUUCAAGCUCUCGAUGAGAUAACGAUACCUUGAAUACUCGAACAUUUCGUACAUUUGUAUAUCUUCGUCUCAAGGUUUACCGAAUCUGAGACGCUCCGAUCGGACGUAAUAAAAAAUCCGCAAAUAUUUUUAAAAGUUCUUUCCGUUAUAUUCGCAUGCAUUAAAAACAUUCAAUUCGUACCUGGUGG
This is a messenger RNA of Colletes gigas, 2083 nucleotides long. RefSeq names its product UDP-glucosyltransferase 2-like. The coding region runs from base 240 to 1817 and encodes 525 amino acids. NCBI's taxonomy places the organism in Eukaryota, Metazoa, Arthropoda, Insecta, Hymenoptera, Colletidae. The record is from RefSeq and is a predicted model, not a curated record. The transcript has 5 exons. Gene Ontology annotation, molecular function: UDP-glycosyltransferase activity.